Molecule: messenger RNA, 312 nt
Organism: Dacryopinax primogenitus
Lineage: Eukaryota; Fungi; Basidiomycota; Dacrymycetes; Dacrymycetales; Dacrymycetaceae
Exons: 3
Coding region: 1-312 (103 amino acids)
Source: RefSeq, a predicted model, not a curated record
AUGCUCUCCCCCCUCUCCCGCUCGCUGCGCACCGCUCCCCUCCAGCUGGGAAAGCGCUUCGCCCACUCUACAGGGAAGAAGACGCUUUUCCAGACUUGGUUCGCUGUUGAGGCAAUCCCCAUCUACGUCGUCGUCCUAGGCGCAGUCUCCGGUGCGGGGUGGUACCUAACCCGCUUAGCCCGAGGUCCCGACGUCAUCUGGGACAGGAAAAAUAACCCUACGCCUUGGAACAACGUUACACAGGAUAUGAACACUAAGAUGAUGGCUGUGAAUGCGAGGUUUGAUAAGAGUUGGGUUAGGGAUCGGCUUUAG